Lethenteron reissneri (Far Eastern brook lamprey) is the source of this 1291-nucleotide messenger RNA. It is a transcript of the gene NIT1, whose product is annotated as nitrilase 1. NCBI's taxonomy places the organism in Eukaryota, Metazoa, Chordata, Hyperoartia, Petromyzontiformes, Petromyzontidae. Gene Ontology annotation, molecular function: hydrolase activity, acting on carbon-nitrogen (but not peptide) bonds, in linear amides. The record is from RefSeq and is a predicted model, not a curated record.
ACGUCACGUGACGCGUCGGGAAGUCGGCGCGACGCUGACUCGGAGCAACCCGAAGGGAGGCAACAUGGAUAUGGAGAAGGCCUCUCCCGUCAAGGGGACCCCAGACGGAACCCCUGAAGGAGGACCCCCACUCGUGGCUGUGUGUCAGCUGACCAGCACGGACGAUGUGGACAAGAACGUGAGAGCGUGCGAGGCUCUGGUUUGUCGCGCAUCUGUGAGAGGCGCACGUGCCGUGUUUCUUCCCGAGGCGAGCGACUUCCUCUGUGGGAGUGGAUCACAAGCUUCAGGACUCACUCAGAGUCUGGACGGACCCAUCGUGCAGGCCUUCAGAGACAUGGCUAGGCGGCAUGGCGUGUGGCUGUCUGUGGGUGUGCAUGAGCGGGGCCCCACGUGGAGCGAGGAUGGUCGCGUUUACAACUCACACCUCCUGCUCGACGAGCAUGGAGAGGUGCGGGCCGUGUACCGGAAGACGCACCUGUUUGACGUGGACCUCCCUGGGGUUGUGCGACUAAAGGAAAGUGACUACACGCUGCCCGGACCCUGCAUCGCCCCACCAACAGCUACACCCAUCGGCAUGGUCGGGCUGGGGAUCUGCUAUGACGUUCGGUUCCCCGAGUUCUCCCAGCGACUGAGGCAGAGCGGAGCCGAAGUGCUGACCUACCCGUCCGCCUUCACUCUCACCACGGGUAUGGCACACUGGGAGCCACUCCUGCGAGCCCGUGCCAUUGAGACCCAGUGCUAUGUCGUGGCCGCUGCCCAAGCCGGGCGCCACGGCGCUCCCCGCGACAGUGCGCCCGCUCCACGGGUGUCGUUCGGCCACGGCAUCGUGGUUGACCCGUGGGGCUGCGUGGUGGCACAAUGCGGCCACGGCAACUCCUUGGCGCUGGCAGAGGUGGACACAGGCCUCGUGCGGAACGUGCGGACAUCCAUGCCUGUGCAUGAGCACAGACGCCACGACCUGUACUGAUGACUCAUCGCAGCGCACCUCACCACAAUGCUCCGCCGCCCCCUCAGGAGUGCGGCCCAGCCCCCCAGCGCGAGGUCGGGACCGGCGCGGUGGUGGUGGUGGCGGCUCGCGAGCUGUGGGAGGCUGCUUGCUUCAGCAAGAAGGCCAUCAAUUUGUAACUGAGACUAGGGAUUUAAUCGGCAUCUCCAGUGAUUGCUCAUGAUGGACUCGAUUACAGAUCCCACUGCUGCAUUGAGGAAUGUAACACAAUCUUGCAAAUUAUUUAUGGUGAUGUUAUAUUGAUGAUAACAGUUGUGAUGUUUAAUAAAAAUGAUUUAUCCAGUC